This is a messenger RNA of Rana temporaria (common frog), 566 nucleotides long. It is a transcript of the gene MRPL34, whose product is annotated as mitochondrial ribosomal protein L34. Gene Ontology annotation, biological process: translation. The coding region runs from base 83 to 421 and encodes 112 amino acids. The record is from RefSeq and is a predicted model, not a curated record. The transcript is spliced from 2 exons. Gene Ontology annotation, molecular function: structural constituent of ribosome. Gene Ontology annotation, cellular component: mitochondrial large ribosomal subunit; ribosome. NCBI's taxonomy places the organism in Eukaryota, Metazoa, Chordata, Amphibia, Anura, Ranidae.
AAGCCUUCGCGUCCAGGACCAGGCAUGCGGGGAGCAGCGAGGGAGAGGCGCAUGCGCGGAAGUUGCUUGUCAUUUGUGCAGCAUGGCGGUGCUCGGAGUUGUGAGCAGGCUACUGUGGCAGAAACCAUCUUUGCCCGCUCUAUUUACACAACAUAGAACAAUUUCAAAUGUAUUUCGGAGCAUGAACCUGGGAGAGUAUCCCUCAUCUUUGCUUCCUGCAGGCAACAGUAUUCUGACACGGGCAGUGCCAUCACACUGGAGCUUGCUUCCUGUCCGAACCAAGAAGAGGGGCAUGGAAUACCAGCCUAAGUUCCUAAAGCGCCAAAGAACGCACGGAUGGUUCAAACGGAUAAGCACAAGGGGAGGUAUAGAAGUGAUCCUGCGCAGAACGCUAAAGGGGAGGAAAUCAUUGACUGUCUGAAAAUCUCUACCUUCUAUUAUGUUAACAUAUAUGUACUCUGGUUAUAUGCAAAGUAACGUCCCUAUGCUUUUAAGAAGCAUUAUGCCAAUUUUUGAUUCAUUUGAAAAAAUAAAUAAAAAGUGACAUUGUUUUCACUGUCUAUAAA